Molecule: messenger RNA, 1221 nt
Organism: Oppia nitens
Lineage: Eukaryota; Metazoa; Arthropoda; Arachnida; Sarcoptiformes; Oppiidae
Product: lysosomal acid lipase/cholesteryl ester hydrolase-like
Exons: 9
Coding region: 1-1221 (406 amino acids)
Biological process (GO): lipid metabolic process
Molecular function (GO): hydrolase activity, acting on ester bonds
Source: RefSeq, a predicted model, not a curated record
AUGACAUAUGAAAAUUUGUUAGUAGAGUUUGUGUUAGUAAUAUCACUAUAUUUUUUGCCCGUUUGGCAAUACAUUGACCGCUGGUUGACAUUCAAUCUGGACAUCGAUCGCAAUACCUCAGAAAUUAUUAAAUCACGUGGUUUUCAAUCGGAAACACAUUAUGUCCAGACAGUCGACGGUUAUGUCUUGACAGUCAUACGUAUUGUUAAUCCUUAUGUCAGAAAACGGUUGCUAUUAAAACCAGUACUAUUACAACACGGUUUUAUGGGCAAUUCAGAUGCAUGGCUUUUAGCAUCUAUGGGACAGUUGACCGUGGGCAAUAGUUUAGGAUUUGUUUUGGCCGCCAAUGGCUUUGAUGUUUGGUUGGCUAAUAUGCGUGGAAAUCGAUAUUCAUUAAAUCACAUACGCUUAUCAAUUUUCUCAAAGUUUUGGCGCUUUUCUAUCGAUGAGAUGAUUGAAUACGAUUUGCCGGCAAUGAUAGAGUACAUCAAAAAACAAACAAAAAAAGAUCAAAUUGGCUAUAUUGGCCAUUCCCAGGGCACUUACAUGAUGUUCGCAUUGUUGGCAACACAACCGCACUAUGCAAACACUAUUAAGCCAUUUAUUGCCUUAUCUCCCGUUCCCUAUUUAGGCAAUGCAACAUCAUUGUUGCUCAAUUUAGGACAGUAUGUCUACCCGCUUCUCAGGAGAUUUGAGUUUCCAUUUCUAUUAAUUGAGAGACCAUUGAAAUUUUAUGCCAAACUAUGCGACACUACCUACUGGGCUCAGGUAGUCUGUUAUCGGAUAUUCUAUUUGAUUCUUGGCUUUCAAAGUUCUCAAUGGAAUAUGACAAGGACAGGGGUCUACAUAUCACAAGUACCUUCCGGCUCCAGUAGCUGGAAUACCGCCCAUUUGAUACAAUCGUUCUUAGCUAACCGUCCCGAACGAUACAAUCACUGGGACUCGCGGGACAAUGAGCGCCGAUAUAACUCAUCCGUACCGUUGGCCUACGAUAUGGAAGCCAUAAACUCGACCGAUAUUGCGCUCAUCUAUGCGGCCAACGAUUGGCUCAAUCAUCUCGACGACGUCCGCCUAUUGAAAGAUCAUCUAAAAGUUAAAUUAUUGGACGAUUAUUUAGUACCCGAUAGCACUUGGAAUCAUUGUGAACUUGUAAUGGGUACCGGUGCUGGACAGUAUGUAAAUGUACGGGUGCUCGACUUGUUAGCUAAAUAUUUAAAUUAA